Lolium perenne is the source of this 638-nucleotide messenger RNA. RefSeq names its product puroindoline-A-like. The record is from RefSeq and is a predicted model, not a curated record. Gene Ontology annotation, molecular function: serine-type endopeptidase inhibitor activity; nutrient reservoir activity. NCBI's taxonomy places the organism in Eukaryota, Viridiplantae, Streptophyta, Magnoliopsida, Poales, Poaceae.
UCUUCAAUUGACACCAUGAAGACCUUCUUCUUGCUCCUCCUCCUUUCUCUAAGCCUAGCAGCAAGCACCACCAUCGCCUUUGCGCAAUGCAACAAUGAUGUUCAAGGAGAGAGUACUACCACCAAAGACCCUCUUAUUCCUCCUCAUAUUGGUUUUGCCCACUGCCCAGAUGAGACUAUAAAGAAGCUGGAUGUUUGCCAGGAUUACAUGAAGGAGCGGUGUAUGCCGGGCCGGGACUGGAGAUGGUGGAAAAGCUGCAAGAAAGUGCAGAGAAUGUGCUGCCAACAGUUGGCGGAGACGCCGCAGAAGUGCCGCUGCAAGACUAUCUGCAAAGGAUUCCAGAGCGAGCUCGGACAGAUACUGGAACAUGCUGACCUGUACGGUUCUUUCCUGCAGAGCACUGUUGCCAGUCUGACGAAGAGGGCCCAGAGCCUGCCCUCCGUGUGCAACAUGACCCCAAGAUCCUGCAACCUUCCCACCACCGCCACCGGUCGCUGCUUCUGAUUAUUUUAUGCUAGUUAUGUAGCUUAAUUAGCUUCCUUUGGUGACCAAUAAACUGUAUGUCGUUGUUCCAGUGUAUGGGACCAAUAAAUGUAGUCACCAUGGAAUAAUAUAUGAAUAAAGUUUUCUCUUGAAUG